GGCCCAUGGACGCUCCAAAAACAUAGAACGCAGGCUAACGUUAACUCUGGAAACUGUUUAUGUUCUUCAGGUUUCUGUUCAAAAAAUAAAUUUUUAACUUCAAUGUUUUGAAACAUACUUGGCCGUAUUCUUCAGUCGAUGUUGUUUCCUCACAGAAGAGUGCAGUUUUUCUUCUAAGCUGCUACAAUGAAGAGAAGAGCUGAUGCAGCGUUUGUACCGCUGCAGGGGACAAAGGGGCGUCACGACGAGAGCAGCUCAGACGAAGAGUCACAGUCCAGACAAGACUCCAGCCAAAAUGAGUCUCUCAGUGACCAGGAGGACCACAGACCCGGGUUCUCCAUGCCCUCCAUAUCUUCAUCCUCCUUAGAUUCCAAAGACAACGAUGACUCCACUCAGACCUCAAAGUUCUCCACGUACAACAGCGUGUCACAGAAACUUAUGGCCAAGAUGGGCUUCAGAGAAGGCGAAGGUCUGGGGAAGUUUGGUCAGGGGCGUAAAGAGAUUGUGGAGGCCUCCACCCAGCGUGGUAGAAGAGGUCUGGGUCUCACACUGCAGGGUUUCCAGGGGGAGCUCAACGUUGACUGGCGAGAUGAACCAGAGCCCAGCGCAAUAGAGAAAGUAGAUUGGUUUCCAGAGUGCACUACAGAGAUCCCAGACGCAGAUGAGUUGAGGGACUGGAUGACUCUUGCACAAAGAAAAAAUAAGAUUGAAGAUGAAACCGAGUUUUGCACAGAGAAUCUCCUGCACACACUUCUGCAGUGCAAAACAGUAUUUGAUGAUCUGGAUGGUGAGGAGAUGAGGAGAGCACGAACACGCUCUAACCCGUACGAGACGAUCAGAGGAGGCAUCUUCCUCAACAGAGCAGCUAUGAAAAUGGCCAACAUCGACCACUGCUUCGACCACAUGUUUACCAAUCCAAAGGAUUCUCACGGGAAAUCCCUGACGAGGGACCGCGAAGGUGAGCUUCUGUACUUCGGUGACGUCUGUGCGGGACCCGGAGGCUUUUCGGAGUAUAUCCUGUGGAAGAGACGCUGGCACGCCAAGGGCUUUGGCAUGACGCUGAAAGGUCCCUGCGAUUUCAAACUAGAAGAUUUCUACGCAGCUCCGAGCGAGCUGUUCGAGCCUUACUAUGGUGAGGGCGGAGUGGAUGGAGAUGGUGACAUUACUCGGCCUGAAAACGUGACUGCGUUCCGUAACUUUGUUAUGGAAAAUACAGAAAGAAGAGGGCUGCACUUCCUCAUGGCAGAUGGGGGUUUCUCUGUGGAGGGUCAAGAGAAUCUGCAGGAGGUUCUCUCUAAACAACUGCUGCUGUGUCAGUUCCUCACUGCUCUCUCUACACUUAGGCCAGGUGGCCAUUUUGUCUGUAAAACAUUUGACCUCUUCACUCCCUUCAGUGUUGGCUUGAUUUACCUCCUCUACCUCUGCUUCGACAGGAUUUCACUAUUCAAACCCGUCACCAGUCGACCUGCCAACUCAGAGAGGUACAUCGUGUGUCGAAGCCUGAAACCGGGCUCUGACGCAGUCAGACAGUACAUGUUCAGAGUGAACCUGAAACUGAACCAGCUCAGGAACAAAGACACAGACGUUACAGAAGUGGUUCCGCUGAGCAUCAUAAAGGACGAUACUGACUUUCACCAGUUUAUGGUCAACUCCAAUGAGAACCUCUGUGCGGUCCAGAUCAAGGCCUUGGCUAAAAUACACGCUUUUGUUGUAGAACCGACACUUUCAGAGCCGAGACAAGCUGACAUCAGGAAGGAGUGUCUUAAGCUGUGGGGGGUACCAGACAAGGCCAGGGUCGCUCCUUCUUCAUCAGACCCCAAAUCAAAGUUUUAUGAACAUAUUAAGAAUUCAGAUGUGGAUUUGUUCCAGAGUAAGCUCACGCCACUUGACUCCAGCACGCUCAGCAAGCUGCGGACGAUCUUUGACUACAGGUGCAUUGUGGGAGGCGGGGAGCAGAUCUUUCUUCUUGCACUGGGGAAGUCUCAGAUUUACACAUGGGAUGGGAAGAUGCCCGUACGCUGGACGAAAAUAGAGAAUUUCAAAUUAGAGCUGCCAAGAGAUACGCUUCUCAGUGUGGAGAUUGUUCAAGAGCUGAAGGGCGAGGGUAAAGCUCAGCGCAGAAUCAACGCUGUUCACGUCAUGGAUGCUCUGAUACUUAACGGCACUGACGUCAGAGAUCGACACUUCAACCAGCGCAUCCAGAUGGUGGAGAAGUUUGUGAAGGCGGUGGCUAAACCCAGCAGACCAGACAUGAACCCCAUCAGAGUGAAGGAAGUUUACAGGCUGGAGGAAAUGGAGAAAAUCUUUGUCAGACUAGAGAUGAAGGUAACAAAAAGUUCUGGAGGCGUUCCUCGUCUGUCCUACACCGGCAGAGAUGACCGACAUUUCCUUCCCACGGGUCUUUACAUCAUUAAGACUGUCGUUGAGCCGUGGACGAUGGCUUACAGCAAAAACUCCAACAAGAAGUUUUUCUUUAACAAACUAACCCAGCAAUCAACGUACGACAUGCCACCAAAUGCUGCCGCUCCUUUCCACGUUUGCCACUCUGAGCGACUCUUCUGGGCCUGGGUGGACGGGGUCAUAGUUCACGACUCUCAGACCCGGAUGGACUCUGAGAAACUUUCCAAAAAUGACGUUUUAUCCUUCAUCCACCAGCAUCACCAGCACUGAGCGAGGAUCAGUUCCUGAGAGCGUCUUCAGCUGUUCAGGGUGCACUCACUCGUGGAGCAUGCAGAACUUUGGACAAUGAUGCACCAGUUGAUUUGAUCAUGAAAGGACAAUUAGGUCUUUACAUUUAAAUGUUUUUUUAUGUUAUUGUUGGGUUUAAGGUCAAAUAAUAAACAGCUUUAUGAGCAUUUUGAGUUGAGAGGAGUUGUGG
Messenger RNA from Nematolebias whitei (Rio pearlfish), 2878 nucleotides. It is a transcript of the gene cmtr1, whose product is annotated as cap methyltransferase 1. Gene Ontology annotation, biological process: 7-methylguanosine mRNA capping. NCBI's taxonomy places the organism in Eukaryota, Metazoa, Chordata, Actinopteri, Cyprinodontiformes, Rivulidae. Gene Ontology annotation, cellular component: cytoplasm; nucleus. Gene Ontology annotation, molecular function: protein binding; methyltransferase cap1 activity; nucleic acid binding. The transcript is spliced from 24 exons. Bases 187 to 2670 code for a protein of 827 amino acids. The record is from RefSeq and is a predicted model, not a curated record.